UGUCAUUUUGGUGGCAAACUCUAGUGUCAAAUUGUUUAUUUUGUUAUUGUAUCACCUGUAAAGGGUUUUUAAUUCUUUGAUUUGAUAUUUACAACAAAAGAAAAUGGUACGAACAAGACGCAGUACACAAAAGUCAGCAAUUCAAACGCCCAUUAAAACAAUUACCAAGGAAAAAAAUGUGGGCAAAAGGAGUAAAUUGCAAAAUAAUUUGGAUCGAUGUAAAAAUUGGAUUCAACAACAGAAAAAAGAGAAGCUAAAAAUUGAACCAGAUGACUUGGACUCAAAUGAAUCUGAUGAAGAGCAGCGUGAUCUGAAUUUAGCUGCUAUCUCGGGCGCAUCUGAGAAUGAAGAAACCGUUGCACAAGUGUUGUCCUCCUGCGAAUGGCAACGAUGUAAUCGGCUAUUUGAAAAGCAUUCCGAGUUGUUUGAACAUGUUGUGGGCCAUUUGCCAACGAUUGGCGACCAUUUUAAGUGUGAAUGGGAUCUGUGCGACCAUGUGAUUGAUGAUGUUGUGAAAUUCAAACGGCAUGUUGGCUGUCAUAUCUACAUGACCCGAUUGAAAACGACUGGUGAGCGAUUGUUGCACAAAAGACCCAUGCCGCCAUGUAUGAUUUCGUCACGUGGCCGAAAUUGUAUACCGUCAGUUGAUUCGAAAUACAUUUGCAUGUGGAAGGAUUGCAGCUACACAUUUGAUAUGGUCGAAGAUUUCUACGAACACACACGAUCACACUGCGUUCAUGAGCUCGAGUUCAAUAAACAGGGCAACCGAAAUAAACCUGUCCAGUGCCAAUGGUUAAAGUGUAAGAAAAUGUUCGAUAGAAGGCUGAAAAUGACAGAACAUAUGCGAACCCACAGUGCGGAACGCUUUGUUGCAUGUCCAAAUUGUGGACAAACAUUUAAUUCGUACGUGAAAUUCUAUGAUCAUUUUCGACGGCAGGCAUUGAAUAAAAGCUUCAAGUGUUAUCAAUGCUUUCAAACGUUCCACACCGAAGAAUUAUUGAACAAUCACACAGCGGCCCAUGUGAAUCGCGUGAAAUGCACCGAAUGUGAUAUGACGUGUACGUCGAAUGCAGCUCUUACGCAACAUUUUCGCUAUCGUCACUUAAAAGAGCGUCCAUACACAUGCACAGAGUGUGAAUAUGCUGCCGUAACCAAAUGGGAUUUGAAUAAGCAUCAAACGCGAAUGCACAGCACGGAGCUAACAACGUACAUUUGUGAUGAAUGUGAUUUCACCUGUUCGACAAUCAAUCAAAUUCGAAAACAUAAUCGAAACGAGCAUGGCGAUGGGCCAAAUGUGUACUGUUGCCAUUGUUGCGAUAAACAAUACAAAAAUGGUUCAUCGCUGUCACAGCAUUUGAAAAAUCAGCAUGGAUUCCGUUUGCCGUCAGGUCAUACGCGGUUUUUCUAUCAAAUGGACAUCAAUGGUGUGUAUCGGGUGCAAACAACGAGAAUGGAGAGUUUGGAAGUUUCAAAACAAAUUAUGGCCACGCAAGCAAAUGAUGUGGCACAAAAUAAAAAUGUCACCUACACAUUAGGUGAAUUUGCCGAAACAUCUGAUGGCAUCACAAUUUCCGUAGUUGAAUCAAUCAAGCAAAAAGAGGCAUCAAAGUCAAAAGAGACACCGAAACCAAAAGACACAACGAAACAGAAAGAAACAACGAGACUUAAAGAGACAGCGAAGACAAAGCCAUCAUCAACAAAUCAAUCCGAUGUUAAAGCACAAAGUGUGGAUUUGUCGGCGAAGAAAAAGACGACCGCUUACAACGAAAUCGAUUCGAAUACAUUCGCAUUCAUGGAGUGCUUGAAUCUGAAGAGCAACCACAGCGAAAGCAAAGAGCUUAAGAAUAUCGACAAUUUCUCCGUCAUCAAAAAAUAUGCAAAGAAUAAGAAGCGACAGAAAAACCGAUCCACCGAAUAUAUUAUUGCUGAGUUUGAUGAACAAGGAAAUAUGAUUGAAUCGCAAAUAUUGCCAUGUGAUACAGAAAUCGAAACAUCAAACUCAUAAUCAAUUUUUAUUGAGGAAUGUAUGGUCGGUUAACAGUAUGAAAAUAUAAUGAUAUCGUUUAAAUUUAUUGUUUCAACGUUAUUUGAGCGAAGAUGUGUCAAAAUUCUAAAAAAAACCAAGCGGUGAAUAUUUGUAAGAGGAUUUGUCCGGUUUAAUACACCAAACACUCAAUAAAAUAAGAAAAAUCAUUCAUUACAA
This is a messenger RNA of Sitodiplosis mosellana (orange wheat blossom midge), 2203 nucleotides long. RefSeq names its product histone H4 transcription factor (gene Hinfp). Gene Ontology annotation, biological process: regulation of transcription by RNA polymerase II. Gene Ontology annotation, cellular component: nucleus. The coding region runs from base 104 to 2005 and encodes 633 amino acids. The transcript has 4 exons. Gene Ontology annotation, molecular function: RNA polymerase II cis-regulatory region sequence-specific DNA binding; DNA-binding transcription activator activity, RNA polymerase II-specific. The record is from RefSeq and is a predicted model, not a curated record. NCBI's taxonomy places the organism in Eukaryota, Metazoa, Arthropoda, Insecta, Diptera, Cecidomyiidae.